This is a messenger RNA of Diaporthe batatas, 1488 nucleotides long. RefSeq lists its product as uncharacterized. NCBI's taxonomy places the organism in Eukaryota, Fungi, Ascomycota, Sordariomycetes, Diaporthales, Diaporthaceae. The record is from RefSeq and is a predicted model, not a curated record. The transcript is spliced from 3 exons. The coding region runs from base 1 to 1488 and encodes 495 amino acids.
AUGCGUGGCUCGCAGCUGCUCCGUACCGGAUACUUUGUGUACGAGAAUCCUGAUAGAUUCCCGCACCCUGUAGCUUACACUUUCGCAGUUCUCAGGAACUACACAGUCAACACGUGCGACAAUCCAACGGCCCCUCGUCUAAAAAGCGUUUCAAUCGCUUUCCUGGUCCUGUUCGGCGCUCAAACGGUAUUCUUCCUCAUGCGCAUGCUCACACGAGCGCUCAAAUUAUCUACAUGGGGCAUGGAUGACACGACCUUAAUCGUGGCCUUCCUGGCUACUAUUGGUGUUAUCACAGGCCGUCAACUGCAGCUUAAGGCCGGCAUGGGCCAGGACAUCUGGACACUGACGCACGACGAGAUCGACUAUUAUAUCAAAAUAUUCUGGAUCUUUGGAUUUAUAUAUACUAUCACUCUGGCACUGGUCAAGGCGUCGAUCUGUUUUCUCUACCAGCGGCUGUUCUCAAAUAGGCAAUUCCAACGGAUCGUCUGGGCGACACAAGCCUUCAAUCUUGCACUUACGGUUGCAUUCGUCUUCGCCUACGCCUUCCAGUGUACUCCUACGGAUUACUUCUGGAAGAUGUGGCAAGGACGAGGCGUGCACAAAGGCCAUUGCAUAAGUUUUUCUAUAUUAUCCUGGACAAAUUCAGGAAUUGGGAUUGCACUGGACCUCUGGAUGCUUGCGUUGCCGUUCUGGCAAGUCACUAAACUGAACUUGCCGUUUCGCAAGAGGAUGGAGGCCUUCGUGAUGUUUGGCUUUGGUAUAUUCUUGACGAUAGUCAGCAUCUUGCGUCUCCAAUGCCUGGUCAUCAUGACUAAUGGCCAUAACCCUACAAAGGACCUGACCUGGCUUGCAACAUGGUCCAACGUCGAGAUCACAGUGGGAAUAAUCAUCGCCUGCCUCCCGUCGGCACGGCUGCUCAUUCUCCGGUACCUACCCAACAAGCUCAAAGAAUGGACCCAGACAACACGCACUACCACAUCGAGCCACACGCCGCGGAGCUCCAAGCUCGGGUCCACCGCUACGUGGGUGAGCGGUCUCAGCGGGAAGAGGGAGAGCACCACACAGCCAUCGGUACCGCUGUCGGAUGCGACCCACGACGGGGACCGCGAAUGCAACACACAGGGCUCACUUGGCUCUCCUAAGCACCCCGAUGAAGCGCUAAGCCACCCCGGCGCAAGCGUCAGCGUCGCGUCAGGAUUUGGGCGGCGGGAGUCGGAGCUCCCGCUCGUCCCCGGGUUUGAGUCAUCCCGGCCUGCUCCUCUGGCCGGGCACUCAUUUUUGAACGGCGACGAGGCAUCUCCAGCCCGUACACCAGUUGCGAAGGACCGACGCAUUUGGGUUGAGCAGCACAUCUAUGUAUCGAAUGACCCGGUCACCAGGUUUUCGACGGAGAUCUCGCGUGGCGAUCCAAAAGAUGACGAGGAUUCACUGCCGCCCUGGGUCCCAAGACUUUCUGAAAACCACGUUGCCGAAGACAAGGAUGUAUAG